AUGUCAAAGAAAGUGCCUAAUCAUAUUACAUUACAACCAAAUCCAAGAACUAUGUUACAAACUUCUUUUUCUUCAAUCACAACAUUACAGAAAACACAAAAAGGUGUUUUAUCUUUAAUCGAAUUUGUUAAUCCAGUUUUCUUAAACUUAGAAUCUGAGUCAUCGAAUAUCAUACCAAUUAUAGUGUUAUCGAAUGCAUCUAAUAUUGAACGACGUGAUGCAAUACGACGAACAUGGGGAUUUGAUCAAUCAUAUGGAAACACUACAAUGCAAAUCAAAGUAUUUUUUCUUGUGGGUAUCGAUGAUUUUAUGAUGAAACGUAUACAUGCAGAACAAUUAAUUUUCGAUGAUGUUAUUCAAGUUUCUAUUCCUGAUAUGUAUUCAUUUAUUGCUUACAGAGAAUUUUCUAUAAUGCUAUGGGUAAAAUUAUAUUUACCAAAUGCACCAUUCUAUAUUAAAACUGAAGAUAAUGUUAUUAUUAAUAUGAAACUUAUUAUCAAUACAUUCUUACCAACUAUUGAACAUACUAGAAAUGAAAAUGUAGUCAUUGGUUGGUUUGGUUCAGAACAUUCUGUUCCGAGAGGUCUCUAUCAAAAAUUUAUCGAUGCUGUUUUACCACCAUCAACUGUUGAUUUACAUUAUGCUAUGAGUUUAUUAUAUGUUGUAACAUCAAGAGCUUCUGAUCGUAUGCUUGAUGCAAUAAGUCAUGUCAAUCUUAUUGAACAUCCAGGUGAUCCAUUUGUAACAGGUAUUCUUCGAGAUGCUGCUCAUGUUCAAAUGAAAAAUUUAGCAACAUCUCCUGAAAAUUAUAGAUAUGAAUUGACUAAUGCAGCAUGUGGAAAAGCACUUGAAAAAAAUUCAAAAUUAUUAAUGUGUACACCAUUACUAUCUGUUCAUUCAAUACAAGAAUAUUUUAACGCAUGGAAUAUACUUCUUAGUCAAAAUUAA
Rotaria sp. Silwood2 is the source of this 948-nucleotide messenger RNA. Lineage: Eukaryota; Metazoa; Rotifera; Eurotatoria; Philodinida; Philodinidae. The record is from the annotation of a GenBank genome assembly.